Molecule: messenger RNA, 678 nt
Organism: Myripristis murdjan (pinecone soldierfish)
Lineage: Eukaryota; Metazoa; Chordata; Actinopteri; Holocentriformes; Holocentridae
Gene: tmie
Product: transmembrane inner ear
Exons: 4
Coding region: 1-678 (225 amino acids)
Biological process (GO): inner ear morphogenesis; sensory perception of sound
Source: RefSeq, a predicted model, not a curated record
AUGGCAGGGGAUCAGCCUGUAUAUCCUCCUCAGCUCGUCCUGCUGGGCUGGGGAGCAGUGCUACUGUCUCACUGCUUGUCCUCUGUGUUCACCCAGGUCCCGGAUCCUGAGCUUUUACCCACAGAUCCACCGAAGAAGCCAGACCCUGUCAACUCAGAGACAGUUGUUUUCUGGGGACUGCGACUAUGGCAGGUCAUUGGCAUCUUUUCGAUGUUUGCUUUAGCUGUUGUUAUCACACUAUGCUGUAUUUUCAAAUGCCGAAUCCCGAGAACCAGAAAGGAAAUUGAGGCACGGAAUUUGCAAAGACAGGCCGCCAAGACGUAUGCUGACACAUUAGAGAACGUGCCUCCCCUCCACGAGCUGACUGAGAUACCAGGAUCUGCAAAACCAGAGGAAAAAGAAGAAGUGACAACAGUCUCUGGGAAAGUGGAUGGUGAAAAAGAAAAAGGGAAGAAGUCCAAGGAAGGCAAGAAAGAGGGCAAGGAGGCCAAAGAAGGAAAAGGAGAUGAAAAGGAAGCCUCAACAAAGAAAAAGGGCGAGAAGGGGGCAUCCAAGCAAGAGGACGGUGAAGGAAAAGGGAAGAAAGCUGAAGGGAAAGGAGAAAAAGGGGACAAAGGAGACAAAGGAGAAAAAGGAGGCGGGAAAGGAGGAGCAAAAGGUGGAGGCAAGAAAAAGUGA